Molecule: messenger RNA, 2595 nt
Organism: Nicotiana attenuata
Lineage: Eukaryota; Viridiplantae; Streptophyta; Magnoliopsida; Solanales; Solanaceae
Product: type IV inositol polyphosphate 5-phosphatase 3
Exons: 13
Coding region: 178-2268 (696 amino acids)
Biological process (GO): phosphatidylinositol dephosphorylation
Molecular function (GO): phosphatidylinositol-3,4,5-trisphosphate 5-phosphatase activity; inositol-polyphosphate 5-phosphatase activity; phosphatidylinositol-4,5-bisphosphate 5-phosphatase activity
Source: RefSeq, a predicted model, not a curated record
AAUAACUUCACAUUUUUCUACAUCUCAGUCUAUACUUCUUUCCAGCCACUCACAAAGCUUAAAAGUCCAGAUGCAAAGAAGCCAUUGAAGAAACAAAGAAAAGAUAGAUACAGAAAAUCCAACUCUGCGAGAAAAAAAGCCUUUUUCCUUUGAAUCUCCCAAAAUAUAAGAAAAAAAAUGAAACUCCGCUCAAGGCAACAUCAUCAAACUCAGAGAAGUUGGGCUGAAAUAUUGUGUUUCGGUUGCACGUGCCUACAGCUUUUUUGGCCGCGAGUGGUGAUGCGCAAGUGGCUCCAUAUUAGUGCUAAGGAUUCCGAUUAUAGUGCUGACCCUGACUCUGAUUCCGGCUCCGGUUCCGAUUCUGAACAAGUAGAAAUCUGUGACUGGCCGAGGCAGUCGCGGUUGAACGAUGCCAAAGGCAGCCAAGUUGAUAUCAACGAUGCUCUUCCCAGGAUAAGAAGACGAAAGUCAGAAACAUUUAGGGCACAGUACAUUAACACGAAGGAAAUUAAGGUAUGUGUUGGCACAUGGAAUGUUGCUGGAAGAUUUCCUUCAGAAGAUCUUGAACUUGAUAGCUGGUUGGAUGUUAAUGAGCCUGCUGACAUCUAUGUGAUUGGAUUUCAGGAAAUUAUACCAUUAAAUGCUGGAAAUAUCUUUGGUGCUGAAGAUAGCCGCCCCAUUUCAGUUUGGGAGGACAUCAUUCGUGAAACUCUGAAUAAAGUCCCACCAGUGAGUAAGUUUAAAUCCUUUAGUGAUCCUCCUUCACCAUCAAGGUUUAAGCCAUCUGAAGACGCCCCUGAUAUAGAAGAAGAAAUUGCCUUUGAAUCUGACAGUGGUAGCGAGGAGGAAAUUUUUCCAAUAAAUGAAGAGUCCAGUGACUUUGUUGAAAUCAAGGAUGGACGAGUCACCAGGGAUGGUACCAUUGUGAAAAAUGAUGUAGGUGUGAACAAAACUUGGAGUUUGAACCCAAUCAAUGAGGAGUUUGAAAGGCAAUUUUCUUCUCCAAGGAGGCUAGACAGGCUAUAUUGCUUUAAACCAGAUGAGAAUGAAGAAGAAGAAGCAGGAGAAUCAAAUGCUCAGUUUGCAAAAAAAUUGACAAAAACAAUGAGUGGGACAGAGAGAAUUGGUCUUUGCUGGCCAGAGCGACCAUUGGAUCUUUUGGGCCAGCAUGUUUCAGAAAGACCUGGUUCCUUUAAAUCUACAAAAUCAUUCAAAGCUUCUAAAUCCUUUAAAACUUACAGUUCUUUUAAGUUGAAUGCUAAUGGUCCAAAUAGAACACAAGCAGAUGCAACUCUACUCGCGGAACUAGACCUUGAAGCUUUGAUAAAUCGGAAAAGAAAACCAUCUUAUGUGAGGAUUGUGAGCAAGCAAAUGGUUGGAGUUUUUCUUAGCGUAUGGGUUCGUAGGAGCCUACGAAAGCAUAUACAGAAUUUGAAUGUGGAUACAGUUGGUGUUGGUGUAAUGGGCUUCAUAGGUAACAAGGGAUCAGUAUCUGUGAGCAUGUCUAUAUAUCAGACUUUCUUUUGCUUUAUAUGUACUCACCUAACAUCGGGUGAGAAGGAGGCAGAUGCAGUCAAAAGAAACACUGAUGUCCAUGAAAUUCAUCGACGAACACAUUUCAAUGCAUUCUCUAGGAUCGGACUUCCUAAGAGCAUCCAUGAUCAUGAGCGAAUAAUCUGGCUGGGAGAUCUAAAUAAUCGUAUUAAUUUGUCGUAUGAGAGAACAAGGGAGCUGAUAUCAAAAAAGGACUGGUGUCAGCGAAUAAUCUGGCUGGGAGAUCUAAAUUAUCGUAUUAAUUUGUCGUAUGAGAGAACAAGGGAGCUGAUAUCAAAAAAGGACUGGUGUCAGUUAAUUGAGAGAGAUCAGCUCAGCAAAGAGUUCAAGAAAGGUCGUGCAUUUGAUGGGUGGUCUGAAGGUACUUUAAACUUUCCGCCGACUUAUAAAUAUGAAGUAAACUCAGAGAAGUAUUGCGGAGAGGAUCCAAAGGCCGGGAGACGUAAUCCAGCAUGGUGUGAUCGAAUUCUAUCAUUCGGGAAGGGGAUAAGGCUACUGAGUUACUGGAGAUCUGAACUUAGGUUUUCAGAUCAUCGACCUGUCUCUGCCACAUAUAUGGUAGAGGUUGAGGUAUUUAGCCCGAGGAAGUUGCAACGGGCCCUCACUUUUACUGAUGCUGAAAUUGAAAAGGAGGAAAUGGUUACAGAUAUGGGAAGAGAGAGUGGAAUGAGUAGAUUCAUUUUAGAGCAGGAUGAUUCUUAUUGGAUGCGCUAAAAAGGACAUUUGAAGCGGCUGCAAGAUAGAUUAUCCACGACUGGUGAAUUUCCAUGAGUAACGAUUCUGCAUAUAUUAUUUUGAUUUUUUAUUCUUCACCUUUGAGGCUGUAUAUUGUGUUUAGGUGAUGCAUCUUUACUGUAUAUUAUUGUUGUUCAGACUUCUAAGUCAGUGAGCCCAUUUUUGUAGUCUUCCUUCUUUGUCUGGACUUUUCCAGCACGAAUUUGUUAAGCAGUGUAUAGCAAAUUACCAAUGUAUGCAAUAAUGUCGCUCUCAGGUUUUCUGACAAAUAACAUUCUCUACAAACCGAAGCACAGUAUUCUUCUC